AUGUCGAAGAAUCUAUAUUCUAAAGUGGCAUGCGACUCAUCCUAUAAAUUGGUGCAACUCACGCCUGAUCUUCUGGAGGCGUUGCAACGACAUCCAUCUGAAUCACAGUUAGAGUUUAAGGCCCUAGAUGAUGAGAAAUCCGAUGUUGUGAUAUGCUCGAGGGACAAGACGUGGUUGAUAAAGCAGAAGAAUCAUUCGAAUACGGUAAUGUUAAUGCGCGAGUUCAUACCGGAAGCUCAACUAUAUGUGGACGAUGGGUCACUAUUUGGAAUGCCUAGACCUACGGGAGACUUGCUGGGGUUCUGUAGGACGACUUACGAAUACGAGACUCGCUUAACGCCAGGGAGGGUUAAUCUUGACCUUAUUCCAGUGUAUGGCGGUGAACUAGAAUUCCCAGCCGACGAAUCCAAGAUCAAAUGCAGGACAUUGAAAGAUCUCUUGGACAACUCUCCAUCAUCAGAAAUGGAAAGCAGACUGCGAUGGAAUUACUUGGGCGGUUGUGAGAUCAAUGGGUUCCCAUGCAUUCUCUCUAGAGAGUUUAUGACUAAUGCAUUGCAUGUAACACUGAUGAGUGUGUUAGCUGAGUCUCUGGACUUUGAGAGACUCCAUCCUCGUGAGGCGUAUGAAGCUGUUGGUAAAGAUAUGGAAAAGGGAAGAAACCCAUACGUGCAAGAGGUUGUGGAGACAGUUCUGGCCAAAUUUGGCGCUCGAAACGAUGACCAGACGUAUAAACUGAACAAGUCUCAGGUAGCUGGAUGGUAUGGAUUACGAGCUUUACAAAAAUUUGCCUCUUCGCAUAGUCUACCUCUAGAAGAGUUUUUGAUUAAAUGGAAAUCGACAUUCCCGCCUUUCGCACCUUUCGACAUUGACAUUCAAAUGUUAAAAGGUUGGUAUUUCCAGCCGGUCAAGGGGAACAUCCAAUACGUGUCCAAAGAUACUCUGCCGAUGGAAACAAAGGACAGGUUCAAGAUGCUUUUUAAAUUACAAUCCCAAUGGGACUUAGACGCAUUUGAGCCGUUUGUAGAGGAACUGAACACCAAAGGUCUGAAAAUAGAUACAUUCAUCAUGAAAUAUGCACGUAAAAGAAGAGUCGGUAAGAAGGUUGUGGUAAGUAGUCGAUCGUCUUGA
Molecule: messenger RNA, 1128 nt
Organism: Torulaspora delbrueckii
Lineage: Eukaryota; Fungi; Ascomycota; Saccharomycetes; Saccharomycetales; Saccharomycetaceae
Gene: DCC1
Product: Dcc1p
Exons: 1
Coding region: 1-1128 (375 amino acids)
Biological process (GO): mitotic sister chromatid cohesion; maintenance of mitotic sister chromatid cohesion
Cellular component (GO): chromatin; chromosome, centromeric region; nucleus
Source: RefSeq, a predicted model, not a curated record